Molecule: messenger RNA, 756 nt
Organism: Fusarium pseudograminearum CS3096
Lineage: Eukaryota; Fungi; Ascomycota; Sordariomycetes; Hypocreales; Nectriaceae
Exons: 2
Coding region: 1-756 (251 amino acids)
Biological process (GO): RNA splicing
Cellular component (GO): precatalytic spliceosome
Source: RefSeq, a predicted model, not a curated record
AUGAGCGACUCAAGACGAAGCAGGCGACCAGACAGUCGCCAAAUGUGGGACAACUCUGAUAGACGCGAUAGGCGCGGAGGCGGAGGACGUGAUAGGGACAACAACGACCGUGAUCGUAGAGGGUACAGGUCGCGAUCGCGCGAACGUCGUGGAUAUAGAGAUCGCUCUAGGUCUCUAGAUAGAAGGAACAAUGGCAGAGACGGGGAUAGGAGUCGCCAAAAUAAUCGGGGUCCGCGACACCAUGAUGACCGAGAUAAAAGAGACAGGCGACGAGAUGACGGAGACGAUGCGCCGCCAAGGCCAAGAAGGGACGACCGUCGCGAUGAUGAUAAGGACCGAAGAGCCAAACCCCGUCGCUCUGCAUCACCACAAUCACGUAGCCCCUCCUCCAACGAAACAACCCUUCCCACCCGUACUCGCCCCGAAGCCAAGCGUCCAGCACCUCACAUGUCUUUCAAUGUCGGAUCUCGUGCCAGCCGCUCACCACCACCCGCAUCACGCCCCGAGCACGAAGAGGAAACUGCCCACUCAGAAGACGGCCAGGCCUCGGAGGCAGAAGACGACCCAAUGGAAGCAGAGGACGACGACCUGGCUGCCAUGCAGGCCAUGAUGGGGUUCGGUGGGUUCGGAACGACAAAGAACAAGAAGGUCUCAGGAAACAACGCUGGUGGGGUACGGAAGGAGAAGAAGACGGAGUAUCGCCAGUACAUGAACCGAAACGGCGGUUUCAACAGACCUCUCAGUCCAUCUCGAUAG